This is a messenger RNA of Kluyveromyces lactis, 972 nucleotides long. RefSeq names its product Smc5-Smc6 complex subunit NSE1 (gene NSE1). The record is from RefSeq and is a predicted model, not a curated record. The transcript has a single exon. Lineage: Eukaryota; Fungi; Ascomycota; Saccharomycetes; Saccharomycetales; Saccharomycetaceae. Gene Ontology annotation, molecular function: ubiquitin-protein transferase activity. Gene Ontology annotation, cellular component: nucleus; Smc5-Smc6 complex. Gene Ontology annotation, biological process: DNA damage tolerance; double-strand break repair via homologous recombination. Bases 1 to 972 code for a protein of 323 amino acids.
AUGACUGAUACUGGAAGUGACGAAACGGGAACAGAUAGAGUCGUCGAGGCAUCGCCAUAUCUUACAGAUCUCGAUGUAAGGCGAUAUCUACUGCAGUUUAUUCUACAAUGCAAAGGGAUAGUGAGUGAGAACUCACUACUUUCAUGCUACUUAACGCUAGAGAAUGACGCUGGAAGGUUUCUGAAAGAUGAACCAUUAUCGUUGACAGCUUGGAGGCUGAAACUAACAGAUCAUGUCAGUAAACUUAAUUUGCAACUAAGUCCCUUGAACUAUAGGAUAACGAUGGUAAACCAUCCAAUGGGCAAGUCAUACGUGAGCCGGAGGUUUGAAAAUUUCAUAACAGAUCUAGUGGAUGCUAAUUGGCCUCCCAAUGCCAGAUUUUACGUGUAUACCAAUCUCAAGUACGAUUCCCAAAUGAAAAUGGCGACAUCAUUCUCAGCAGCAGAUAUAGGGUUUUUGAAGUGGAGUAUCGAGAAGAUACUAACUGAAAGCAGUUACGUACAGCAGUUUGAAAGGGAAGAAGAAUCCAGUGAUGUGAUAGAUGAGGUGGAUAAUAUAUUACGUGAAAAAUACGGUGAUGAACACUAUGCAGGGCUAAAACAUUUUGUCUCGUAUCGGAUUGGUUCUGGGGAGCUCAUGCAAACAAACGAAAUAACACAAACAAGAGCAGAAGAGCUCUUGUUUGAGUUGUCUGAGCGCAAAUGGCUCUAUCGUUCUCCCGAAGGGAAAAUUGGAUUAGACGUUAGGUUCUUGAUUGAAAUGAAAGAUUAUUUAGUCGAGAAUUUUGACGUCCCAUUAUGUGUCCAUUGUAACGAAGUUGUACUUCAAGGCAUCAUCUGUCUAGAAGCCAGAGAAGAGCAUAACUAUGGACUACACGUCGGAUGUUUAGAACACUAUGUGAAACAUGUUAGCGAUAAGUGUCCAGGAAGUGAUAAGACUUUCCAGGAAGCUGGCGCAUACGCCAUUGGAUGA